This is a messenger RNA of Folsomia candida, 1490 nucleotides long. Its product is annotated as zinc finger protein 486. The transcript has 4 exons. NCBI's taxonomy places the organism in Eukaryota, Metazoa, Arthropoda, Collembola, Entomobryomorpha, Isotomidae. The record is from RefSeq and is a predicted model, not a curated record. Bases 272 to 979 code for a protein of 235 amino acids. Gene Ontology annotation, biological process: regulation of transcription by RNA polymerase II. Gene Ontology annotation, molecular function: DNA-binding transcription factor activity; RNA polymerase II cis-regulatory region sequence-specific DNA binding.
GUUCACUUACUCGUAAGCAGCACGUACAAAAGUAACUAAUUAAUAAUUAAAGGAUCCUAUGGUGAGAAACGGUGAGAAACAAAAUUCAACCUCGAAUGAAGCGGACCAAUUUUUUUUUUCAAUAGCACGAAAUUUGUUUUUUGUUGUUUUAAUAAAUUUUGAGGAAACAUUCUUGUUACACAUAAAUAGAAUUUGUUUAAUCACCUCAAUUUCUUGAUUGCGAAUAUAUAUACAUAAAUCUACAACUUGAGCAAACACCGAAUCCACAUCCAUGGAACCGACGCCGGAAAAUAAAUGGGAAUGUGCAAAGUGCUCAAAACAGUUUAAAACCAAAGACAAUUUGACGAGACACAUGGUCACGCACGAUCCCGAUGCUAAGGUCAAAUGUGAGGUUUGCGGUAACAUAUUCAAAAACAAACGAUCCUUAUCUACGCACAAAUUCGAAAUCCACAUCGAUCAGACAUGGUGUGCCACUUGUGACCAGAUGUUUUCCAGCGUUGAUGAUUUACGGCGACACAAUGACACCGUCCACGGCGGGGAAGAACCCCCUCGUUUCUCGUGUCCGGUUCCUCGCUGUAAGAAAACCUACCAACACGAGGAAGAUGUUGCGAAACACGUGGAAACUGAACAUGUCCGAUUUCGGUGUACGCUUUGCAGAAGGACGUUCGAAACGAGGGUUCAACUUGAAGCUCACAUUUCCUCCCACACGAGGUACAAAUGUGCUACUUGUUUGAAGAGUUUCGCCCGCAUCAGAGACAUGAAACUUCACGAGGCGACACAUUUGGAAAAAUCUGCCCGGGACGUGUUACAGUGUCCCCUCUGUCCGGAGACCUUCUUAACGAGGCGUGGUUUACAAGGCCACGUCCGGGUUGUGCAUGAAAACCAGAGGAAUUAUCCGUGCACAUUUUGUGACAAGAGAUUCUCCCAGACAUCCAACUUGAAGCGUCACGUGGAGGCGGUACAUGCCACGUAUGUAUAAGGAGCUGGUCCAUUCCUCCGACAAGUCCUUGUAGAAAAGCCGUUCGAAAUAUAAUUUACCCACUCGCAGAAUGCGGCGCAAUGCAGGGGGCAUAGAUUUUAUUUCUGUGGGAAGAAAUUUUUCACUUAUUUCAAAUUGGUCGCACAUUGUCGAGUUUAUAUGGGUUUACUUUAGAAAGUUAAAAUACAUAUGUAUUAAUCUGUGUAUGUACAUAAUAGAGAUAUGAAUAAUUUUCAAAUUUUUAUUAAAUUUGCGACAUUCCGCAAAACUUCGUUUUGUAUAAACCCAUGCAAUUUUAGUUUCAAAUUUAUUUAAUAAUCCGACAUACUUAUUUAUUUCUGUGUAAUUUUUAACAAAUUGUGCUGUUCUGAGAGAGAAAAAAGUAUGGAAGUACAUACGUUGUUGUGAGUACGAGUACGCUUAAACGGGCACCCACAAUUUUAUAAAUACUACCUAAUUCAACGGUUAACUAAUUAUUUUAACUAAUAAACAGCCUGUUGUAAGAUGAUAA